CGCCCCCUCCAGCUGCUCCUGCGGUCACUAACCCAGCUCACGCAGUUCGGGGCCCAGCACCCGCCGACUCCAGCAGCUGUUCUGUCUGCUGCGGUUUUUGUGCCUCCAUUUCCGUUUCCACGCGGUGCGGAUGGUCGCAAUACUCCUCAGCCAGUUUGGUGCGAUGCUGCCCCGCAGGUGGUGAAGAAUGGCGUACCCGACCCUUUGGUUUCUGCUCUUCGGAAUUAUCCUCAGUGGGGCCCUACGCAGAGCAACUGCCAUCCAGCCAGAUGCUGCCUGCCCCCGAAGCUUGGAUUGUACCCUGAGAAGGAGGGCCUUGUGCCCACCAGGCUCUGGUGCCUGUGGGCCCUGCCUCCGACCCUUUGUGGAGGAUGACCUUGGCCGCUGUAUUCCCAAAAAACAGCUACCAAGAGGUAAGAUGCAGCCCUGGCCCAACCUGGAAGAAGAAAUCGACUUACUGGCUAACAUGCUGGCCCAUCAAGACACUGUCCCCCAGCGCCAGGACACUGUCCCCCAGCGCUUCCGCUGGCCUGCAGCCACCCUGGUGUCCCCAGGACAGGAGCCCGAUACCCCAUCCCCUCAGGGAGUACAAGUUCCCACGAUCAGAGCCUCCCAUUCAUCUUCGAGGCCUGUGGAGAUGUCACCUGUGGAUCCCCCACACCCAUCCAAUGACGUCCUUGUUCUCAUGAUGAUCGUGGUCUGUGCAGUGGCUGGGCUCUCGGCGCUGGUUGUGGCUGUGGUCUGCUGGUGCAGGUUACAAAAGGAAAUCCGCUUGGCUCAGAAAACAGAGUACUCUUCCAAGUCCCAGAAAGGAUCUGGCUCCCCAGCCUUCUCCAGAAGCAUGGUAGGGGGGAGGGAGAGCCUUGGAAGGGGAAGAAGCUAUUCCGCAGCAAUUCAGUGGCAGCCUGGGGACAAGAAGCUUGCCCAGAGUGCCCAGAUGUAUCAUUACCAGCACCAGAAGCAGCAGAUGCUAUCACUAGAGAAGCAUAAAGAGCAGCCUAAAAUUAUGGACUCUGGGUCCUCGGAGGAAGAAAAUGAGGAUGGAGACUUCACUGUCUAUGAGUGCCCUGGCCUGGCCCCUAUGAAUGCCUUGACUGGAGAGAUGGAAGUGAAGAACCCCAUGUUUGACGACUCAGCUCUAGUGGGCCCUAGUUCCCGUGCUGCCUCUAGCCCUCCAGCCAGCAGCUCUCCAUCUGGAUCUGGUCCCCGUGUCAGUUCGGGCUCCCGAACUAGUGGGUCCCGGACUGGCCCCCGCCCCAGCCCUCGGCCUCUCCGGCUGAUGGCCCCCAAAUCUCACCAAUGACCAGCCGACUGCCUUCUCCUGGCCAGUGGCUCCAGCCUGGGAAGGGGAGCUCUCAAGGGGCUGGGGAUGGCCAGGGGUGGGGGUGCUAAUAUUAGAAUGUUUACCCCUAUUCAGAAAAAAAAAAAAAAAGGCAAAAAAAGCUCUGAAAUCCCAAGUUUUGCUGUUUUCAGUGAGUGCUGGCUCCUCUCCUGUUCUCCCUGUCCCCUUCCAAUGUUGGGAGAUGAGAAGGGAGUGAGUAAGCCAUGAGCUCCCCUCCCCAUCGUCCCAGAAGGAAGGGGGUCUUUCUGUCUCCUCCCUAAUCCCCUUCCCUCCCUCAACCUUUUGGGGCUGGGAUUCCUCUAAAAGAAGAUGAGGAAAGCCACCUUGUAAUAUUCCCUUCACCCAGCCCAGGGCUCCCUAUAGCCAGGGCCCUGGCUAUGCUGGGAACACCUUAGUCUCCAGGUGCCUCUCCCCAUAGCCUCUGGGACAGGGGAUGAGGCCAUUUUCCACUCCCCUCUUCUCCCAGUGGCAGAGCCCCGAAUAUUUUCUUGGCCCAUGUCGUUCUGCCCUCCCAGUUUCUUCCUCCAAUCCCUGCCAAAGUGAUUCUAGCUCAGGAUCCAAAACUGGAUGAGGUGGGCAUUGGUGCCAGGGCCUGGGGUGGGCAUUAGGGCCAGGGCCUGGGGCAGACACCUGGAAGUUUUUCAGUCCUCCAGGCCUGUCUUCUCUGUGCCUGUGUCUUUACCUUUCCCUGUGCCUGUGUCCUUUCCUUGUCUGCCUGUGUCCUGUCCAGUCCCUGUCCUGUCCAGUCCAUUCUUGCACCUGAUUCUCAUGUGAGACCUCCUUUCCUCUCCUUUGCUUGUGGCCGGGAUUGUAUCCACAUUCAUUUUGAAACAAAUUCAAUUUUAUUAAAAACAAUAUUUCACACCA
Messenger RNA from Dromiciops gliroides (monito del monte), 2209 nucleotides. It is a transcript of the gene NPDC1, whose product is annotated as neural proliferation, differentiation and control 1. Gene Ontology annotation, cellular component: membrane. NCBI's taxonomy places the organism in Eukaryota, Metazoa, Chordata, Mammalia, Microbiotheria, Microbiotheriidae. The transcript has 9 exons. The record is from RefSeq and is a predicted model, not a curated record. The coding region runs from base 188 to 1303 and encodes 371 amino acids.